UUUUCUUGUUUGCAGAUGCCGACUACUUCUUGUCAGCCAACGGUGGUGCCGGCCUCACGGGAGGUCACUACAUGUACCUGGAAACCAUUUUGGAGGAGACGUCAGAUGACCUGCGAUCGGAAGAUAGUGACAUCGACUCGAGGUGCUCACCUGCUGGUUGGUUCGCAACCGAUUCAGAAGCGGGAUCGGUUAUCUGCAUCGACCCACCAGAAGAUCUGGGUUGCGAAUCAGACCGCGAACUAGCCUGCCCGGCCAAACGGCGCAAACAAGACUACUUCCUCUCCAUUCCAAGCACAGAAGAAGACCUCAGCUCGCUCAGUAGGUCUAGCAGCCUAGUGCAAUUCGAAACCUUGGAGAAGCAGUGCCAGGAGAUCUGCUCUAGCUCCCCAAGCGUCUAUUCCCAGUUCAGUUUUGACUCCUUGGAGGCCACUAAUCGCACCAAGACUGUCAGUCCGGAUAGCCUCAACAGUCCAGAAGCUGAAGAUGAGGUCGACUACUACAAGACCUUGAAAAUCGACGUGCCACUGCGCAAAAAGACCAAAGACGACAGCUUGCUCUACAACGCCACCAGGCUGUCCGGAUCUGACUCCAGCGACUCAGACGGUACGUUAGGCAACUCGAGAUCGUGCGAUAAUCUGAAGACCUGGAGGAGUUUUGACAGUCUUCCGGUCAACACCAAGAGCGUGAGGGAGAAGGUGUCAGCGGAGAAUUUAAGUGAGGAUAGCGGUUACAGCGAUCAUAUGACAAAGUCUUCGAGUGCGAGCAAUUUGAAAGACAGGGAAGUGAGGAGAGGGUCCAGGGGUGCUAGAGAGGACAGGAGGGGGUACGCUGGGUUUUCGGCGUACGACGGUGAUGUUUUCACGCAUGAGAUCAGCGGCAACUUCGGCAUCAGCUACCAUGACCUGACCAUCUUCAAUACCUCAGAUACUGCCAACCGCCUGGACUCCUUGAAGUCCCCGAAGUCAUCCUCGGUCGCGAUGGACCACUUCGCCAAAAGCUCCUCGACGACCGGCGCCGUGACGAGAACCCUAAAAUUAGACCGGGCAGAAUGCGUAGAUAAUUUUAGACAGCUGUCCUGCAGUGAACCCGACUUGCUACAGGCCUGUGCCGGCGACGACAGUUGCAAAGUCGCGAUCGACACUGUCGCGGGGAGUAGUGCUUCCAGCGUGCCUAAGGACCUGAACUACCUCUCUGGAGAAGACUCCCAGGUGUCACACCAGGUGUCUCCCCAGGAGUCCGUCGCCGCGAAAGACUGGAACCUUGCCGACUUUUUGGACGAUUCUAUCACCGCGAGUGAGGAAAGUGCUUCUAGCGUGCCUAAGGACCUGGACUGCCUCGCUGGAGAAGAGCCGCAGGAGUCCGAGCCGGAGAAAAAUUUAGUAGAUAAUGCAGUGAUGGCCACGAUGGAGAAUACUGGCCAAUAUAAGAGGGAAGGGAGCUAUGCGGAGGCUAUGGCUAACAGAGUGGAUUUAAGCGAUGAUGAGCACAGCUUGAUCAACAGGAACAAACCGAAGCUUCCCAAGCAUGCUAUAGUUGAGUUUGAUAAGCGAGUACUGAAAGCGAUCUCCGAGCAGAGCCUUCAAAGCAUCCUGAGCAGUACGCAAAAUCUUACCAUUACCACCGACCGACGUGUAGAUGAAGCAUUUGCUUCUACUCCGAUUUCUGAGAAAAGAAACAUUGCCAGCACUCCGAACUUGGCCGCCAUAAACCAGCGCAAUCCGGAAAAAUCCUGUUUCGACGAGGAAAGAAGACGGUCGGCGUAUGACAUAAGGCGAAAGAACAGCAUCAUCAAGUCGAGCACCAGCACCAGCGGGCUAUCAGACGCCGAUGAAAAAACCCUUAGUUAUGCGGGCUCUACAAAUUCCAAAGGUGUCCAUUUCUCCCCGGUGGUUUCGGAAGUUAACUGGCGAGACUCGAGUAUCUCAACGGUUACCCCGGACAGAGAGUCUAGCGUGUAUAGCUUGGAGAGUUCCUCUCCGGAAAGAAGGCCUUCUCCUCCGACCGAGAUCCAUAAGCCUAAGGCUAGAAGGUUCGCGUAUUCGCAACCGAAUCUGUCGGACAACGAUGAAGUAAGCAAAAGAGAGUUCGAGGACUCGUUGAGAAGCUUGAGACAAGCGGAUUAUAGUAAGAGUCAGCCAGAUGUGUCCAGACUUAGACGAAGAGGCAGCCAGCUGGUGAAGAAAGACAAGGAUGGCGCGGUGGUGCGCGCGUACGUGGACUCCGAUGGGGUGCAGUACCGCCACACCCACUUGGAUCAGGGCCUACUGGGAGCCGCAGCGGCGCACCAGCAACGCGGCAACGCGCAACAUCAAUCGCAGUUGGCAGGAGCGAGCUCAGUCGACGCGAUGCAGCCGGCGAGUGCGCAACGCGAAGAGAUCGCCGGACGCGGCCGGAAACGAUCGGGCAAGAUCGGCGGGUUCUUCCAGAGGUUAACCGGGUUGAGGUUCAGUUUGAGGAAGAAUGAGACGAAGAAGAAAAGUGGAGGAGGCGGUACUGUGGAUGGAAAUUCUAAUGGUGCAGCCCUGCUGGCACCCCAGCAACAGCAACAACAGCAGCAGCGGGUGGCAUCAAAGUCCGACUACAUUUACAUCCCUCUGAAAGGCCCCCCGGGUAGCGGCGGCAAUGGCAACGUCGACCGGCCACCUGCCGCCUCUGCCGCUAAUGGGGGCGGCGCGCAUGCUGUGGCGGCAAAACCGCCGCUGCCCAAACAGCCCCCGAGGGUAGUGCAUGUUAGUGUCAAGCAGGGGAGCAGAGGGCAGUUGCACGAUCACAGCCCACCCCUGUCUUCGUCACAUCCGGAGCAACAGCAGAGCGCGCGCAGCCAUCACCACCACCACCGCCACAAUCAGCAGCAGCAGCAUCGCCGCCACCGUACGAUCGAUGCCACCCCCGGAGGCGGUCACGGAGGCGGCAGUAGCCUCGCGAACGCGUCGCCUAACGGCGCGAUGAACAGCGCAGAUACCAAUGGGGCCAACGCACUCAACGAUCACAGGUGCGUGGGUGGUCUUCUGGAAACAGACAUCGAUACCCAAGUGACAGUAGUGACGUCCGCGAACGGCACCAAAGCGAGAAGCUUAUUGGACCUCGGUGAUGGAAGUAGCGGAAGAAAUAGACAGCAACUCACUCUACAAUCUGGUGAGGAGAGAAGAGAUAGACCGCACAAAUCGAUGGAGUUCCUUUUGGACAAGGAGAACCUCAAGGUUGUCGAGGUGAGUGAAAAAUGA
Molecule: messenger RNA, 3224 nt
Organism: Acanthoscelides obtectus
Lineage: Eukaryota; Metazoa; Arthropoda; Insecta; Coleoptera; Chrysomelidae
Source: the annotation of a GenBank genome assembly